CGAGAGGGAGGCAGCGGCACCAGAGAGGCAUCGCUGACAUGAAAAUGAGAUGAGGCUCAGAAAUGGUACUGUGGCCACGGCGAUUAUCUUCUUCACAUCCUUCCUGAGCCUGUCCUGGUACACAGCGUGGCAGAAUGGCAAAGAAAAGCUGAUAGCAUACCAGAGGGAGUUUCAUGCUUUGAAAGAACGCCUUCGUGUGGCUGAGCACAGGACACUGCAGCGCUCGUCUGAGCUCAACAACAUCUUGGAGCAGUUCAGACGGGCCAUAGCUGAGACUAACAAUAGCAAAGAUGCACUUACCAACUUCUCUGAUGAAACCCAGAAACUACUGAAGGAACUCGCAAAUCGAAAACCGUUGCAGGUCCCAAAUAUUUAUCACCAUCUGCCUCAUCUCCUGAACAAUGAGGGCAGCUUGCACCCUGCAGUGCAGGUCGGUCUUGGACGCACUGGAGUUACCAUGGUAAUGGGAAUCCCUACAGUUAAAAGGAAAGUGAAAUCGUAUCUGUCAGAGACACUGCGUUCCCUCAUAGACAAGUUGUCCCCAGAGGAAAAACUUGACUGUGUAAUUAUUGUGUAUGUCGGUGAGACUGACGUUGAUUAUGUUAACAGCGUUGUUGCUGGCCUUGAGAAAGAGUUUUCUACAGAGCUGAGCUCAGGUUUACUGGAGGUGAUCUCUCCUCCAGCUGCCUAUUACCCUGACCUCACUACCCUCAAAGAGACAUUUGGAGACUCCAAAGAGCGCGUCAGAUGGAGAACCAAGCAGAACUUGGACUAUUCUUUUCUCAUGAUGUAUGCUGUGAGCAAAGGAGUUUAUUAUGUCCAGUUGGAGGAUGACAUUGUGGCCAAGCCUAACUAUUUUGCCACAAUGAAGAACUUUGCCCUGCAGCUCUCAUCUGAAGACUGGAUGAUUCUGGAGUUCUCUCAGCUGGGCUUCAUUGGGAAAAUGUUCCAGGCUCCAGAUCUAAACCUUAUAGUGGAAUUUAUUUUUAUGUUUUACAAAGAAAAGCCUAUAGACUGGUUGCUAGAUCAUAUUCUUUGGGUCAAAGUCUGCAAUCCAGAGAAAGAUGCGAAACACUGUGAAAGACAAAAGUCCAGCCUUAGGAUACGAUUUCGACCCUCACUUUUUCAACACGUGGGACUUCAUUCCUCUCUUGCUGGAAAACUCCAAAAGCUCACAGACAAGGAUUUCUUAAAACCUUUGCUUCACAAGAUGCACAUCAACCCUCCUGCGGAGGUUUCCACUUCAAUGAAGGUGUAUCAAGGUCAUACUCUGGAAAAAACAUACUUAGGAGAAGACUUUUUCUGGGCCAUAACUCCUACAUCAGGAGACUACGUUCUGUUCAAAUUUGACCGACCUGUCAGCAUAGAGAGGUUCCUGUUUCGUAGUGGAAACCAGGAGCACCCUGGAGACAAGAUUGAAAACACAACGGUGGAAAUACUGCCUGUCUCGGAGGCAGGACUACAGGCUAAAGAAAAGUAUAAACGCACUGAAGAUCGCUUUUACAGGAUUGGUCAAUUUGAGAAAGGCGUUGCAGAAGGAGCAGUAGAUCCAUCACUUAAUCCUGUUUUGGCACUUCGGCUCUCAGUCCACAAAGACUCGGCUGUGUGGGCAAUUCUCAGUGAAAUCCAUAUUAAGCGGAUAGCAGUCUGACUGAUACUGGCCAUGAGACAGUUGACUCAUGGCUCCCAGAGGACCAAACUCUAGACUGCUUUUGUAGAGCCACAUACAGUGAACUCACCAGAGCCCAGUACAGUCUCUCGUAAUGGAAGUGCUCCUCUUCGGCUCUGCUCCUUUGCGUGUCACUUUUCAUUCUGCUUUGCAUCACUUUGUUUCCUUUAAUCCCUUCUACUUUCUCAUGACUGUUGCAGUGUGUGAGAAUGUGAAUACUACUGCGGCAAAAUGAAGACGACAGCUGUGGCUCUCAGUGACUGUCUUUCUCAGUUGCUUUGGAUGUAAUACAAAUAUGAAGAAUAUGGACAAUCUUCACAUCUUGGGAAAAUCAGUUGGAGGAGUACUGGUUCAGAUGCUGCCAAAUCCUUAUUUUACUUGAUGCUGCCACCUGUAGGCACCUGUUGGGUAUUGCACUGUCAGAACAGUUGAUCAAUGUUUGGAUCAAGAAUGUCGUCAGUGAUGGCCAGUUGUUCUGCUCUCAUUUUUGAAGGAUUUGAUAAACACCAGCCCGAAUGAUACAUUUUCAUACUAUUAUCUUUUUUCUUUUUUUUUUUACAGUUUAACAUUUGGCACUGAGAACAUACUACCUUUUUACGUUACAGACGUCAGUACUGUGAAUGCUGACCUGUGUUCCUCGUUUUGUUUCACUUUAUUUUAUGAUGUCAAUGUAAGUUGACUGCGUCCAUCUCACUGCUUCAUAAUUUGUAAACCAAUCAUCCAUUGCCUUGGCAACACAGUCUUUAAGGAACAUAUUGUUAUAUUGAUAAACAUAUUACAGCUAUGACGAUCUAUGAAGGUGAAUUAAUUUAUUUGAAAUAAAUCUUUUAAUUUGUACAAGAUGUCAAAUAUAUUUUUAUUAUAAUAGAUGUUUAUGGUAGUUUAAUGAUGUCAUUAUUUGCAAACUGCAUUGUUUAUCUGCUAAUGUGCAUUUCAUUUUGACUUUGUUCAUAUAGCUGCUCUUGUAAUUUUGUAAUGCAUUUUUAGGCCCAGUUGUAGGCGACUGUUCUGUAAAGAUUUUGGGUCUAAACAGCUGACUGAGUGCUAGAGUUGAUUUGUAGGGUUUGGUCUAAAUUGUAGUGAAUGUGCCUUAUAUUCACUUUCAUGAUCCACCAUCAGAUUGUCUCUUUCUAAUCACCUCGCUGUUAUGUUAAAUUUAAUGGCCAAACAAGCCCUAUUCACUGUAGUUUGUUUACAUUUCAACAGUAACCACAUUGUUUGCACUACAUUGCCAUAUAACCUACUGUUCUACAUGUAUUGACCCAGUAAUUUAUUUUAACAUUUUAAAUUAUUCUACUUAUUGACUACUGAUGGCUGCCCUAUUUUGUAUUCUUAGUAAUAUUUGACUAAAACAUUUCAGUAGACAUAGUAAAACAUUGUAAAUAUAUAAUCAUCUUUCAUUUGUUGCCUGACUUCACUUGUAAAAGAGAGGUUUGUGUUUUGACUUGAAAGCAUUGUAAGUGCAUUCUCAUUGUAGCGAUCAGUGUUUCUAGGGAGAUGUGAAGUGCCUUUUUACUGAAUCGUUUUGUCCCCUUGUGGUUGGUGUGCAACAGUUUUUCGUGAAAUCUUGUGAAGUUGGUUGUUUAGGAAAUUAACUUUCUCCACAAGUUAUGUGCAUGAUAUCAUAGCACUGUAUGCUACAUUUAAAGACACAAAUUCUUCCUUUGCUCAACACAGCCAUUGGUUCAUGUGCCUUCAUGUACAUGUGUCUGCCUUCCUCUGAAGCUUUGUCAUCUUCAUUGUCAUUUUUAAAUAAACAAAUGGUUUGCUACAAUUCA
Molecule: messenger RNA, 3447 nt
Organism: Periophthalmus magnuspinnatus
Lineage: Eukaryota; Metazoa; Chordata; Actinopteri; Gobiiformes; Gobiidae
Gene: mgat4a
Product: alpha-1,3-mannosyl-glycoprotein 4-beta-N-acetylglucosaminyltransferase A
Exons: 16
Coding region: 50-1651 (533 amino acids)
Biological process (GO): protein N-linked glycosylation
Cellular component (GO): endoplasmic reticulum-Golgi intermediate compartment; endoplasmic reticulum; Golgi stack
Molecular function (GO): acetylglucosaminyltransferase activity
Source: RefSeq, a predicted model, not a curated record